CUUAACCCGGCUUGUGCCAGUCGUCAACAGGCACACGACAGUGAGAAGGGCUCUAUCGCAGAGCCCGAUGACCAAAGAGUCUUCCUCGGGAUUCUUGUGUCGAUUCGACAGAGCUUCACCAAAGCUGCGAUGCAAAUUCUACGACAACAUCCUGAUGCUAGCGGCCUGAAUGCGCUGGACCUGCAGCAAAAUCACGAGGAGGUAUUCGAAGCUGUUAAGGCAUGGCUUAGCUUGCCAGGUAACACUAGGUGGCUUAUAGUAUACGAUAACUACGACGAUGCUCGACUGGCUAACCACGUAGAUGGCACGGGAAUCGACAUCAAUCACUUUCUUCCCGCGUCGUACUAAGGCUCGAUUCUUGUCACGACGUGGUUGUCACAGGUUGAUAUAGGUCAUCGU
Truncatella angustata is the source of this 399-nucleotide messenger RNA. RefSeq lists its product as uncharacterized. The coding region runs from base 130 to 348 and encodes 72 amino acids. The transcript has a single exon. NCBI's taxonomy places the organism in Eukaryota, Fungi, Ascomycota, Sordariomycetes, Amphisphaeriales, Sporocadaceae. The record is from RefSeq and is a predicted model, not a curated record.